Messenger RNA from Gossypium raimondii (Peruvian cotton), 843 nucleotides. RefSeq lists its product as uncharacterized. Gene Ontology annotation, molecular function: nucleic acid binding. Gene Ontology annotation, biological process: DNA integration. Lineage: Eukaryota; Viridiplantae; Streptophyta; Magnoliopsida; Malvales; Malvaceae. Bases 1 to 843 code for a protein of 280 amino acids. The transcript is spliced from 3 exons. The record is from RefSeq and is a predicted model, not a curated record.
AUGGAUUUUGUUAGUAGAUUACCUUUAAACCCCACUAAGAAAGAUUCAGUUUGGGUCAUCGUUGAUCGGUUGACCAAAUCCGCUCAUUUCAUUCCUAUCAGAAUAGAUUAUUCACUGCAGAAGUUAACUAAACUGUAUAUUGCUGAAAUUAAGAGACUGCAUGAGAUUCCAGUCUCAAUUAUCUCUUAUAGAGUUCUACGAUUCACAUCUCGGUUCUGGAAGAAACUUCAUGAGGCUUUAGGCACUCGACUUAAUUUCAGUAUUGCGUAUCAUCCUCAGACCGAUGGACAGUCUGAACGAUCUAGUAUUCAGAUGGCACUCUACAAGGCUUUGUAUGGUCGUAGGUGUUGUACUCCUCUAUGUUGGACAUUGUUAAGCGAACGUCGAGUUUUGGGUUCCGAGCUAGUGUCUAAAAUUGAGAAUACUGUCAAAUUGAUCCAUGACCGUCUUAAAGUCUCUUUUGAUCAACAGAAAUCUGAUGUCGAAUUAAAGAGAAAGGACAUUGAGUUUUCUGUAGGUGAUCAGGUGUUCCUAAAAGUGUCAUCAUGGAAGAAGGUUCUCCAAUUCGGACACAAGGGCAAGUUGAGCCCGAGAACUACUAUCAGAGUUGAACAGAUUCAUGAGAUAUUUCAUGUCUCGAUGUUGAGACGGUAUUGGUCUGAUGCAUCACACAUUGUUCCUGUCGAUGAGAUCGAGUUGCGACCGAAGUUAACGUUUAAGGAGGAACCAAUUCAAAUUAUAGAUCAUGACGUUAAGAUGUUGAGGAAGAAAACUGUUCCUCUGGUUAAGGUUUUGUGGCAAAAUCACGACACGGAGGAAGCUACUUGGGAACCUGAAGCUUAG